Molecule: messenger RNA, 161 nt
Organism: Paraglomus brasilianum
Lineage: Eukaryota; Fungi; Glomeromycota; Glomeromycetes; Paraglomerales; Paraglomeraceae
Source: the annotation of a GenBank genome assembly
GUAUGAUGCUGCACCCCAGCGUUAGCUUACGAGGGCAAGAAUUUCUAGAAACCCGUGGAGAGAAGCGGUUGUCGAAUAUGAAGAAGAAGACAACGCGCUAUGCAUCAUCAGGUGACGCUAGAAAGGAUGGUUUCCCCAUUAGGAACAAGCAGAGGAUAUAA